Vespa crabro (European hornet) is the source of this 1655-nucleotide messenger RNA. RefSeq names its product phospholipase A2 isozymes PA3A/PA3B/PA5. The coding region runs from base 363 to 1139 and encodes 258 amino acids. The transcript has 5 exons. NCBI's taxonomy places the organism in Eukaryota, Metazoa, Arthropoda, Insecta, Hymenoptera, Vespidae. The record is from RefSeq and is a predicted model, not a curated record. Gene Ontology annotation, biological process: phospholipid metabolic process; arachidonate secretion.
UCUUUCUCUCUCUCUCUCUCUCUCUUUCUUUCCCCCUCCUUUUCUUCCUUACUGUUUCGUAAAAGUCAGAAAAUAAUUUGUUUAGAAAAAAUAUGAUAUAUUAUCUUUAUCAAUCGAUUAUAUGAACUUUAAAUGUCAAAUCACGCCUAUUUGCAAUGUUAUAGAUGCUUAUAAACAUUCGUCACGUGAUUAAACUCCCCUAAUACGUGCGAUAUGUGCUGUUCACGAAUAUUAGUAUCCUGACGUUCGAACGUACGGAUCAGUCCGUUAGCAACCGCUGAAGAGUGACUAACAGAAAUUUUUCGUGCUCUUGCGGAAGGAAAAAAAUUUCGAAGUGGACAACUUGAUUUAUUGAAGUUAACAUGUUGACCUCAUUGUUCAUCUGGAUUUUCUCGAUUCUAUGGAUUCAGAAUACAAUAGCGAGCGUUCUUGUUGCCGAUACAACGAUGUCCAAAAUGGUAGAAUUAAAUGCCGGCGAACCAAUAUGUUCUAUUUACAAUGAUCGUGGUAUCAUUCAGAAAAUGAUAUUCGGUGCAGAUCCGAAAAAAGUUCGACAUAUGCCAAGCAAUCUCGUUGCCGAUCUCGAAGAGACUUGUUUGACUUUUAAGAAUCAAACGCCAGCAGUUGGAUUGGUAUAUCCUGGAACGAAAUGGUGCGGACCAGGAAACCAUGCAACUUCUUAUGAUGAUUUAGGUCAUCAUACGGCAGAAGAUGCAUGUUGCAGGGAACACGAUCACUGUCCAAUAACGUUACAACCGCAAAAAUGUAUCCAUAGUAUAUGUAACUAUUCACCUAUCAUACGUAUGCAUUGUGACUGUGACGCAAAGUUUCGAAGAUGUUUACAAAAUCUUAAUACUGAGGUUGCCAACACUAUCGGUGCACUAUACUUCAAUAUUAUUCAAGUAAUUUGUUUGAAGGAAAGACGACCGUGCUCAGAAUGGCAAAGAUCCUACGAGAAAUGUAUUCCGUAUUGGAAAGAACUGGCGAGUUACGAGCCGCUAAAUUUUGACAAGCAUAAGGAAAUUGGAAAAAGUAAUAAGUUUUUAUACCAGACACCACUUUCAAAGCUCAUCAGGGAUUUUCUUGCUAGGUUACAAGAUAUCCAGAAGAAUUUCUUGAAUUCUUUUCAAGAUCAUUGAAGAAUGACAUUUAAUAGAAGAAUGGUUAUGCCGAAGCGGUGUCAAAUAGAUUAUGCUCGGAGUACAAGUUUCGACCAAGUGAUAAAUACGUGCCAUUGAUGCCACUGAAUAUGAAUAUAUGAAUACAACGAAAGAACAAUUCGAGUGAUGGUGGUGGUGAAUGGUGGUGGUUAAAGAAAGAAAGGAAGAAAAAAAAAAUAAAAUAGAAGAAGAAAGAAGAAAAUGGAUCAAUUAAAAUUAAUGAUCACGAUGGGAAACUCGCGAUGAUUAUUGCGUUUUAUUCAUAUCACUUGUCCUUUUUACUUUAUGGAAUUUUAUGAGGUAUGACCGGUGCGGAUUUAUAUAUAUAAACAUAUAUAAAUAUAUAUAUAUAUAUAUAUGUGUGUGUGUGUGUGUGUAUAUGUGUAUAUAUAUUUAUAUGUGGAUUUAUUUUGAAUUCGAUUGAAUACCAGAGACUCUAUAAUAAUAUUAAUACAUAUCUAUUUUACACUCGAUACGUGCAUGUCUUUAAAGAAA